CUGUUUCAACGAGAUAUGAAAAUAGCAUAUCCGUCGGUUAAUUGGGCAAAAACCUGCACCUCUUUGAAUACAAUUACAAUGUUUAAAGCAUUGUCAAGCUACACUUGACAGUAUUUCCGCACAUAUGAUACCGGAAUAAAGAUAAAAUAAAGGAAACUGGGCCAUGUGAGGGUUUGUUAAUGUUUGAUAUGAUAUUGUCAGGGUUUAUAAGAAGGUUCUACCUUGUAGUUUUCACCAUACAAUUGAGUUGAGAAAUAAGAUUUAUAAAUAUUGGUGUAUUAAAAUCUUCACCGCGUGAGUUUUCGUACAGUUGCUUUUAGUAUUAUUUUCAAUUUUUCUACUAGACGACCUUUAAAAGUGAAAAUAAUGAUUAUAAUACAUUUAUUGACAUAUUUUGUAGUCGUGUUCAUUGUUUUAUUUAAUUGUACGAUUUGCCAAUCAUGGGAUAGUGGUUUGCAUCGAAAGUAUGAUGGAUAUGGAGAAGAUUGGAUUUUUAUGCCCGAUGGAGAUGAUCAACCGCAAGUUGCGGUAUUAAAAUAUACGGAAAGUGAUGAACGAGGAAUUUUUGAUGAAUCGCAAGUUUCGUAUAUCCUUUAUACUCGAUCUAGCCCCCAAAAUGGUACUCACUUAUAUACGAAUGAUACUAACGGACUUCAAAACUCUAAUUUUAAUCCCUCUCGACAAACCAAAUUGAUAACACAUGGAUGGAAAUCAAGUGCAAUGAGUGCUGGCCUUCUCAACAUAAAAGAAGAAUACUUAAAACAUAAUGACUACAAUGUUAUUAUGGUUGAUUGGCAACCUUUGGCUGCAAGUACGUUUUAUCUUGGACCAAUGCGUAAUACAGAAAGAGUAGGAAGAACAACUGCUGAGUUUAUCAAUUUCUUAGUCGCAGAAACGGGCCUUAAAACCAAAAAUAUUCAUUUUCUUGGCCAUUCUCUUGGAGCGCACGUAGCUGGUAACACCGGAAGUUCGAUAUCUUCUGGUCUUUUGGGAAGAAUAACUGGUUUAGAUCCUGCUUUGCCUGGAUUUCAUUUGCUUACAUCUGAUAAAACGCGUUUGGAUCCUACAGAUGCGAUAUUUGUCGAUAUCAUUCAUUCUUGUGGUGGUAUUUUAGGCUAUUUGCAACCUUUAGGUAGCGCAGAUUUUUAUCCAAAUGCUGGAACAGCUAUUCAACCAGGUUGCUGUUGCAUUCCAGAAGUGAUAGGUAAUAUGUUAUUUAUAUACCUUGUGUGUGUGUAUGUUUAUAUGUUUAUAUAUGCUUUUUUUCCUGUAGAGGCAUGUAGCCAUGGUCGGGCAAGUAUAUAUUUUACUGAAAGUAUUGGCUCUCAAACUGGAUUUGUGGCAAGUAAGUGUGAUACCUGGGAUCAAUUUUUACAAGGAAGUUGCAAUGAUUCUGAAGCUACAUUGAUGGGAGAAUAUGUGGAUCGAACAGCAAAAGGAACUUAUUUCCUUAGAACAAGAUCUAAUCCCCCAUAUGCCAUUCAAACAGAAAUAGUUGAUAAUGCGAUUUAA
This is a messenger RNA of Eufriesea mexicana, 1512 nucleotides long. Its product is annotated as pancreatic lipase-related protein 2. The transcript has 4 exons. Lineage: Eukaryota; Metazoa; Arthropoda; Insecta; Hymenoptera; Apidae. Gene Ontology annotation, biological process: lipid catabolic process. Gene Ontology annotation, molecular function: lipase activity. The record is from RefSeq and is a predicted model, not a curated record. Bases 367 to 1512 code for a protein of 381 amino acids.